Messenger RNA from Brassicogethes aeneus, 975 nucleotides. The record is from the annotation of a GenBank genome assembly. NCBI's taxonomy places the organism in Eukaryota, Metazoa, Arthropoda, Insecta, Coleoptera, Nitidulidae.
CCGCGCAUUGUUGUUGUUUUGAGGGGGUUAUGUUCUGUGGGGUAUAUUUUGGUGUGCCGGGAAAAAAUGUAUUAAAUAGGCGAAGAUAAAAAUCAAUCGUGAACCAUGAUGACGAUUUCGGUGACCGACGGUUACUCUCUGAUUUCAUUAAUAAACGAUUGGCAUGCAGCUAAUUUUGUUAAGGCAAAAAACGAAAUUAUUGCAGCCUGGGGGAUGGAGUUAUCGAGUGGUGGUUUAAUGUUCGUUUUUGCACCUGACAACGUCGCUGGUCCACGGAGAACUGUUCAUGUCAAAGAUGAUAUGUCAAUUGAGUUAAGAUGCACUGGCAAACUUGCGUCUUUCCCCGUAUACGAUAAACCUUCUUGUUUUAAUGAAGUUUACAGAAUACUGGAGCAAGUGGGGUAUGGGUUAAAAGUUUGCAUCGGCAGCGAUGACACAGAGAAAUGCCCCCAGAUUUAUUUUAUUAAAAAACUUCAUUCAAAUGGCAAGCGGUGUGAAAAUUGCCAAGUUGAAUACAGGAAAAAGCAUGAUAGGCGUAGAAAACGUGAAACCUACCUAAAUAAAAAUAAGAAGGAAAAUGUCAUCAAGAAAACCAUAACACACCAAGACAAAGGGGUUCUUCGCCUGUCAGAUGAAGAUUUUCCACAACCAAUAGAGAGUACCAAGGAGGUGCCAACAGAUUUUUGUGAUGAUAUGGAAGAAUUAGUUCCGGAAGAAAAUUUAGAAGCAAUAAAAAAGGACUCCAGCAAACAAAUUCAUAUAGAGUUUGCAGAACAAUGUAUAGAUUAUGCAAUAAAAUAUUUAAAACAAUGUAGCAAAACCAAUUUAGUUAAUCGAAUUAUGUUUUUAGAGGGUUUAAAAAAAGAGUUACCAACAUUUGAGUGACUUGUAGAUAUGUAUUUAUUAUACUAGAGGUACUGUUUUUUUGUAAAUAAAUCUUGUAUAAAGUUAUAUCUAUUUCUAAUUUAAUAAAAU